Messenger RNA from Bemisia tabaci, 3275 nucleotides. Its product is annotated as ATPase WRNIP1. NCBI's taxonomy places the organism in Eukaryota, Metazoa, Arthropoda, Insecta, Hemiptera, Aleyrodidae. Gene Ontology annotation, molecular function: ATP binding; single-stranded DNA helicase activity; ATP hydrolysis activity. Gene Ontology annotation, cellular component: nucleus. Gene Ontology annotation, biological process: DNA synthesis involved in DNA repair; DNA-templated DNA replication. The record is from RefSeq and is a predicted model, not a curated record.
GCAAAAACCGCGGUACUCCUGCGUACAUGCAUGGUAAAUGGUGUAAAAGUAAUUGUGACGGAAAUCACCUUUUCUAUUUCUAAACGUGCUUAAUAUCUGCUCCCGUCGUAGUUUCGCAGAAUAUUUCCCAAGUACUAAUCAGGGAUCAUGAGCUCAAUGGAAUGCCCAGUUUGUGGAAAGACUUUUGAAUCAAGUUUAAUUCAAAAUCAUGUGAACAAAUGCAUCUUUUUGAACCUUGAAGAUGGAGAGGAAAAGUCACCCAAGCGGACAGUCAACCAACGCGGGGAUAGCGAGUCUGCGCCGAAGAAAAUGAAAUUAGAUACACUUAAUAGCCCUCCAACUCCAAAAGUUAUUCCCUCUAACAGCUCAGCAAGCUCAAGCAGUCUGAAAAAACCUGACAUCAAGAGCCCUUUGGCAGAAAUUUUACGCCCUGUUUCAUUUGAAGAAUAUGUGGGACAAGAACAUGUUCUAGGAGAAGAUAAAAUGCUGCGAUUACUCAUGAAUCAAAAUGAGAUACCCAGUUUAAUUCUUUGGGGUCCUCCUGGUUGCGGAAAGACAUCUCUCGCUCAUGUUAUUAAUAAAACAUGCAUUGCCUCAGGCCAGAACUUUAGAUUUGUCAAGCUGUCAGCAACCAUGGCUGGUAUAAAUGAUGUAAAGGAAGUGGCAAAGGUCGCCAAGAAUGAAUGGACCAAUUUCAAAAGAAAAACAAUUUUGUUCAUGGAUGAAAUUCAUAGAUUCAACAAAUUGCAACAGGACAUUUUUCUGCCACAUGUGGAAAAUGGAACGAUCACAUUGAUUGGAGCAACAACAGAAAAUCCUUCGUUCAGUCUCAAUUCAGCUUUAUUGAGCCGAUGCCGUGUGAUCGUCCUGGAGAAAUUAUCAACCAAUGUUCUCAUGACCCUUUUGAGAAAAGGAAUCAACCGUCUCGGUAUUGAAAUGAUUACGAAUCCAAGCCAUCAAACAAUUGGCAGGAGUCAAAUUGAGGAAUCGACUCUAGAAUGGUUAGCGGAAAUGUCUGACGGAGAUGCAAGGAUUGCUUUAAAUAGUUUGCAAAUAGUACAUCAGUCUAAACCGGCUUCCUUUCUUUCACUGGAGGAUGUGAAAAAUGGUGUAAAAAAAUCCCAUCUACUGUAUGACAAAAAAGGUGACGAGCACUAUACUAUUAUCUCAGCUCUUCACAAGUCGAUCAGAGCAUCAGAUGAUAAUGCCUCUCUCUACUGGUUAGCUCGAAUGUUGGAAGGUGGCGAAGAUCCAAUGUAUGUUGCUCGGAGAUUAGUGCGAGCAGCAUCUGAGGAUAUAGGUCUAGCUGAUUCAAAUGCUUUAGUUUUGGCAGUAUCUGCCUUGCACGGUUGUGAAAAAAUUGGAAUGCCUGAAUGCAAUGUACUGUUAGCCCAGGUGGCUGUCUAUUUAGCAAGAGCUCCCAAAUCCAGAGAAAUAGAUGAUGCUUAUUCUAAUGCAAAAAAAUCUAUUGUCAGUUGCAAAGGAGCUUUACCUCCAGUGCCUUUGGCCCUUCGCAAUCGAGUCUCAAAGCUGACAAGAGAUUUGAAUUGGGGGAAAGGAUACAACAUGAAGCACAAAGAUGAGUCUGGUUUGGAGUACAUGCCUGAAGGAAUGGAAGGAAUUAAUUUCUUCUCAGAGCCAGGGAACGACAGUGACAGCUCAUAAUGCGGGGAGCAAACACUAUCGAGACCAUGAUUACCAGUCCUAAGAAUGUUUUGAUGAAACAUUCAUUCUCACUUUUCAGUACACUUCAUCUUUCUCCAUUAAUAAGAAAAUGCAGAUUUUGCUUCUGUCAAUAUUUCACCCAUUACGAAUGAAUGGGUCAGUAAGUCUUACGAUAGAAUGGCACUUUGAUACAAGUGUAGCAAAAUGUAAGAACACCCGUGCAAAAGUGUCUUAACUUCUUUACAAGAUACUGUCUUUUUAUCUCUCUUUUAUAAUCCUUUUUGUUUACCUUUCUUGUUUGUUUCUUUGAUAACAUAAUCAUGAAAAAAUAUAUCAUAGGUUGAUGAAUCAUAAAAUGUUUUUGUUUAUAAUCAGAUAUUAGUUAUUUUCUUCCGGAAAAUAUAUUUGUUUAUCAACAUCAUUGUUUUUGUGCCAUAGUUAAUCAAAGAGGUACAUAGGUAUCUAUCCUUGUUACUUAUUGUUUUUUUACGUUAUCAAUUUUUAAGUGUAUUUUUAAGAGAUACUUUGGUUUAUUACUUUUUCCUUUUUUCGUUUGGCAAAAUUCAAGAAGUAUUUGUAAACUUCGACCCGCAAGUCACAAAUGAGGUCUCUUUCAUAAUAGACCACUAGACAGGGUUCUUAUUGAAGUAUUACAUUAUAUGUUUCAUCAUCAAAAUUUCAUGUAGAACAUGAUUAGUGCAACGACAAUGAUGAAAGUAACUCCAAGCCAAAACAGCAACGUUUUUUGAUGCAUAAAUUCAGACUUUCUACUCAUGAAAAAACCAUAAUCUAUUUGAGUGGAAUCACCCUUAACACUAUGUUGUUACAGUCUUCGUGGUAUGUAAAUAUGACAAACUCAUCUCUGCGCUUCGGCUCAGCUGUUUCACAUUUACGCUUUGGACUACAUAAGGCAGGAAAAGAACACUGCUUGAUUAAGGAGCUUGCCAAAACCAUUAUAGGGCACGAUUUGAUUCAUGUAGACUUCGGUUUUUCUUGCUAGUGGGAAAUUCAAAUUUUUAGUAACCAGUGCCAAAUGAAAAUGUUAAUAUCUUGGUUAGGAGGUGAUUUCAGUAAUAUUGUUGCGCAAAUUGUAUUUUUUGAGACAUUUUGAAGAGGAAAUAAAUACAGUGAGACCUCGAUUUAUCGGAUUUCACAGGACUGGAGGCCGAAUCCGUUAAAUCGCGGAAUCCGCUGAAUCGCGCUAGUCGGUCCCGCUGAAGGGAUUGAAGGAUCGAUCCGUUAAAUCGCGGAAUCCUUUAAAUCGCGAUCCGAUAAUUCAAGGUUUUACUGUAUUAGAAUGCUUCAAUUCGAUCCAUAUCAAGUGGUCCAUUACUUCCCCACAACUUGUGACACUGAGGAGGUUUUGCUUGAGAAUAAUUAAAAAUGGCACCGUUACCUAUCUCUGUGAAUCUCAGGGAUUGUCCUGAAAUGACCAGUUUGUUUUUGCCCUCCCCUCCAGUUUCUUUUGAUGUGAUAGUCACUGUUAUUUCGUAAUUUAAAUACUUUCAGUACCUUGUUUUUAUUCCUAUUAGGCUUACAAGUUAGCUCCUAGCUUUUGUAUGAACCUACAUUUUGUAUUAUGUAUAAAUAAAACUUAUUUAUUUUAAUAA